AAGAAAUGGGGCUUUUUUUUAAAGGGCUGAUUGGUUGUCAAGAAUGUAUUUUUGUGUUGGUAAUUUUAAGACUCCCGGAUACGAGACGCGAGUCGUUAUUACAGCGACGGGGGGGGGGGGAUUUGUUCGGCUCCGUAUUUGGUUGCAGCACAAAAAUGCAUUCUUGACUCGGCUUGCAUGGAGGAUGCUGGGAUAACAUCUGCAACUCAUGAGGGCUCCGGCUGAAGGGUCUUUUCUCCGGUGACCUCGGGCUCUGAGGCUUAUCUUUGUUUGUUAGGACUUGUUUUUGAAUUUAAAUGACGUUGCAUGAAUGAUAUUAUUGAAUGUUUAUGUGGAUUUUUCUGCUUGUGACUUGUUUUUAUCUUCUGGCUUCUUUCCUUCUUAUAUUUCCUUUCUUUUUGCCUACUUAGUCCUUUGUUAAUGAUUUAAAUUGAACACAAUAUGACCUCCAAUCUCCAACUAUUUUGAUAAUCUAUUAAAAUUCUCUUGUUCCAGCUUCUCAAAUGUGAAUAUUUUCUCAUUUCUUUCGUCUUCUAUGACAGUAAACUGAAUAUUUUUGGGACAUUUGUCGACGUCACCUUGAGUUUUGGGAAACAAAGCGACAUUUUUAACCAUUUUCUGACAUUUUAUGGACCAAACAACUAAUCAAUGAAUCAAGAAAAUAAUCUACAGAUUAAUUGAUAAUGAAAAUAAUCGUUAGUUGCAGCUCUAAACAAUUCUGAUAAUAGAUUAAGUGCUGAAAGGCAUUCAUGAAGUAAAAAUGCCAAAUGCUCUCAUGUUCCAGCUUCUCAAAUAUUGAUGUUUUAUUUCUUUUUUUUUAAUAUAAUUGAACUCAAAUUAAAGAGUUAAUGAAUAUUUACAGUAUGUGGAAUGUGGAAAUCAGUGCUAUCAGUAGUGUCUGUGAUGCAUGAGUGGAGAAUGUGUGUGUGUUGUAAGGUGCAUGAAGGCAAAGCAAAGAACUAAAGCAGCAUAACCAAAACAAUCAGGCGCCUGUGGGAGAGAGACGACCUGCAGCAGCUGCAGAGAGAGAGAGAGAGAGACAGAGAGAGAGAGGCUUAAAUAACCAGGGAACACGCCGCGGCCCCUCAGGUGUUCCAGGUUACACUAACGAUCCACCUGCAGAGUGAACAGAGACAGCUGACGGGUCGUCUUACAACACGAUUAAUAGUCAGCAACUCUACCCAACACCAGGAAGUCUACACAAAUCACCAUAUUUGUGAAGGACCAUCACCAUCCUCAUGUCCAAUGGAGGAGGCUUUUACGGACGCACUGAGCAUGUCCGCCAGGCGCCCCACUAUGACCAGGUUCCCCGGGAAACCUUAUCACGAUCAGACUCGUACGAUCUGCAUCCUCCCUCGCUGAGAGAGCAAACGUCGGCUCGUCUGGCUCAGAGCGCCGACCCGCUCCCUCCUCCUCCUCUGCCCGACCAACCUCCCGUGGGGCCCGAGUUCGACCCCAGCGGCAGUGAGGACAACGCCGACCCCGCCAUCGACAUCAAACCGGUCCACCGUUUCAUCCCGGACUCCUGGAAGAACUUUUUCAGAGUAAGCAACCGCAGCAGUAAGAAGGCGUGGUCCAUGCCUGCCUCGUCUUAUAACAACAACAACAGCACCUCUGACGGGGUGCGCUGCUCUCCUCCGCACUCUCCGUCUGUUCCCGGAUCAUACCGGGAUCCCUAUGGGGGCUCAGGCAGCAGCUACAACUCCCGCAAGGAGCUUCUGGGAGCUCGGGACGCCCACGAGUCCGUGUCAGGGCGCACCUAUCACACAGGUCUGACCUACAACGAGCGAGUGGAGGAGUACCAACAGCGCUACGCCUUCAUGAAGUCCUGGGCGGGUCUGCUGAGGAUUCUGGGUUGUGUGGAGCUCCUGCUGGGAGCGGCUGUGUUCGCCUGCGUCUGCGCUUACAUCCACAAGGACAACGAGUGGUUCAACAUGUUUGGAUACUCGUCUCCCGGAGGAGGAGCGUACGGAGGAGGUAUAUACGGUGGCGUAACGGGAGCGAGCUACUACUCCGGACCCAAGACCCCGUUUGUGUUGGUGGUGGCGGGGCUGGCCUGGCUGGUGACUGUGAUUUUGUUGGUUCUGGGGAUGACCAUGUACUACCGCACCAUCCUGCUGGACUCGUCCUGGUGGCCUCUGACCGAGUUUACCUUAAACCUGGCGCUGGCGGUGCUGUACAUGGCAGCAGGCAUUGUUUAUGUGCGAGACACGACUCGCGGAGGCCUCUGCUCCUAUCCCGUCUUCAACAACGGCAUUAACGGGGCGUUCUGCCGCACCGAGGCGGGUCAGACCGCCGCCAUCAUCUUUCUGUUCGUCACCAUGGUUGUUUAUCUGAUCGGAGCCAUCGUGUGUCUCAAGCUGUGGAGACAUGAAGCGGCACGCAGAUACCGGGAGAGGUACGGCCAGGAGUUGACACAGAUGGAGCCCUCCGAGUUGCGAGCUGUACAAUCGUUGAUGGCUGCACCCAAAGCUCCAGAACAGGUUCAGGGCUCCUCAGUGGUUCCCAUCCAGGCUGCACCUGCACCGAAAGCAGGACCUCCGAAGGUUGUGCAGGGCGGGAUCCCCUCAGGACACAUUCCCAAACCUGUUAUUGUGCCCGACUACAUUGCUAAAUACCCAACGAUCCGGUCGGAUGAGGAGCGGGAUCAGUACCGAGCCGUGUUUAACGACCAGUACGCAGAGUACAAAGAGCUCCACUCCGAGGUGCAGGCUACCCUCAAGAGGUUCGACGAGAUGGACGCCAUGAUGCGCGGUCUGCCGCAGCACCCGACCAGCCAGAUGGAGGCUGAUCGCAUUAACAGAAUCCUUCAGGACUACCAGAGGAAGAAAAAUGACGUUACAUUCCUCGAGAAGAAGGAGCGCUGCGAGUACCUGAAGAGCAAACUGUCGCACAUCAAACAGAAGAUCCAAGAAUACGAUAAAGUCAUGGAGUGGAACGACGGAUACAGCUAAACCUCUGUGGCGUCAACCCACUGGACACAAAUACAGAACUACUGUUGACAGCUGGUGGUGUGAAAAAAAAAAAAAGACAUUUUAACUGGAGAGUUGAACGCCAGUCAACACUAAGGAGCAUCACAGGGAAAUCCAGCUCGCUUUCAAAAUCUGUCCAACAAACGUUUUAUCAGCAAGUUUUUGCAUGUCUGCGUUUAUUAAAGCCCACAAGUUAAAGGGUUGAAUGUUUUACACUUAAAAUGGUCCAAAGAGCUCAAUAUAUGUGUGAUACUGUGACUGUAAUUGUAGCUGAAACACAACACUUAAUUUUUUUUUUUUUAUAAAUGACACUGGUAUCCGAUCCGUCUGUCAGUUUAGAGGAGAUAGAAGAAGCAUAUAGAGGAAAAAAUGAGAGAUGCUGCUUUAUGUCUGUCAAGGUUUACCUUCUCUAAUAUGGCGCCUAACUACUGUUCUUGUUAGUCUUUGUUCUUGUUAGUUUUACAACUUCCCAGCCCGAUAAAGGACCAGUGUGUCGAAUUUAGUGGCAUCUAAUGGAACGGACUUGGCAGAAAUGG
Molecule: messenger RNA, 3508 nt
Organism: Thunnus maccoyii (southern bluefin tuna)
Lineage: Eukaryota; Metazoa; Chordata; Actinopteri; Scombriformes; Scombridae
Gene: marveld2a
Product: MARVEL domain containing 2a
Exons: 8
Coding region: 1239-2954 (571 amino acids)
Biological process (GO): bicellular tight junction assembly
Cellular component (GO): cytoplasmic vesicle; apical plasma membrane; bicellular tight junction
Source: RefSeq, a predicted model, not a curated record